CACCCCCUCCUUUUCUUGAACUCAUCUCUCCCAUUUCACCUCCAUAAAAAACUCCAAGAAAGGCUCAAUCUUCUUACUUGGCUCUCCGCAAUAAUCUAAUCCAAUACUAACAACAAUGAAGAUUUUUCAAAGGAAUUCACCUUUUUCUAAUAUUGUUAUGUCCAUUUUGCUCACUCUUUCUUGCAUGAUCAUCCUCACCACCCCACCACAAGUUUCAGCAAAAACCCUCACACAAUCGCCUGAUCAUGAUCUUUCAUACUUUGAAUCCGCUAUGGUGACGCUGGGAAAACCCGCUCUGGAAUCCAAGAACCACUCCUCUUCAUCUGGGCAGAAGAAGUCUUUAGUCCCCAGUUUCAACACGGACUGCAGUGUCUGGAGCAGGGCGUGCUCUGAAGAAAUCUUGAAAAUCGCCAAGAAACCCGAGAACGUGAAAUGGGUAAAAUCCAUUCGAAGGAGGAUCCAUGAGAACCCGGAACUGGCUUUUGAGGAACACGAGACCAGCCGGGUCAUCCGCCGGGAAUUGGAUGAACUGGACAUAAGGUACCGUUUCCCAUUGGCGAAAACAGGGAUCAGAGCCAUGGUUGGAACCGGGAAAUCGCCUUUUGUGGCGAUCAGGGCUGAUAUGGACGCCUUGCCCAUUCAGGAAGCUGUUGAAUGGGAUAAUAAAAGCAAAAAUGCAGGCAAGAUGCACGCCUGCGGACAUGACGCUCAUGUGGCUAUGCUCCUCGGUGCGGCUAGGAUCUUGAAAGCGCGCGAGCACUAUUUGAAGGGGACAGUGGCACUGCUAUUUCAGCCAGCGGAGGAAGCGGGGAAUGGUGCAAAACGAAUGAUCAGAGAGGGUGCUCUUGAAGACGUUGAGGCCAUCUUCGCAGUGCACAUAUCGCACCUGCUUCCUACUGCUGUAAUUGGGUCAAGAUCUGGUCCUCUACUUGCUGGUUGCGGCUUCUUCAAGGCUGUUAUAACUAGUGAAUGGGGUGUGGGUGGGAAUCUCCAUCAAUCUGGCAACCCCAUAUUGGCUGCCUCAGCUGCCGUCAUCAGUUUACAGGGCAUCGUGUCUCGUGAAUCAAAUCCUUUGGACUCUCAGGUGGUCUCAGUAACUUUCUUGAACAGUGGAGAUGAUCAUGAUGCUAUACCAAAGGGGGUUGAAUUUGGUGGCACCUUGAGGGCUUUUGCAAAUACAAGUUUCCACCACCUUCUCAAACGAAUAGAGGAGGUCAUUGUAUCCCAAGCUAAGGUCUACAAAUGCUCAGCAACAGUAGACUUCUUUGAGAAUGCAGACACGAUUUACCCGCCAAUGGUAAACGAUGAACAGAUGUACGAACAUGUCAAGAGGGCCACAGUUGAUCUGGUGGGACCCACAAACUUCCGAGUCGUCCAACCCGUAAUGGGAGCAGAGGACUUCUCGUUCUACUCGGAAGUGAUCCCUGCAGCCUUCUUCUACAUAGGCAUCAAGAACGAGACACUAGGUUCAGUGCACUCGCCCCAUUCCCCACAUUUUAUGAUAGAUGAAGAUGCCCUUCCCAUUGGCGCAGCAACUCAUGCUGCCAUUGCUGAGAGAUAUCUACAUGAGCGGGAUAUCUCAAUCAACGGGCUUCCAGACAUCUCAAUCAACGGGUUUAAUCAAGACUGAAGAUGUGCAUAAAAACUAAAAGUUUUGUUACUUAGGAAAAAGGUAAAGUGGAAAUGGGUAAAAUUUGAAGCCCACACCCCCAGACCCCCACUCAUGUGGAGUGGACCAAGUAUGGUACAAAAGCCUUAACUUAGUUUGUCUAUGUAUCAGAACAAAAGGAGAAGCAUUAGAGUAUUUAUUUAUUCUUUCUUUGUUUAUCAGGAUACCAGCGAUGCAGUAAUUCUCAAUAGAUCAUAUCUCCAUGUAUUUUGCAUCAA
Sesamum indicum (sesame) is the source of this 1887-nucleotide messenger RNA. RefSeq names its product IAA-amino acid hydrolase ILR1-like 6. The record is from RefSeq and is a predicted model, not a curated record. NCBI's taxonomy places the organism in Eukaryota, Viridiplantae, Streptophyta, Magnoliopsida, Lamiales, Pedaliaceae. Gene Ontology annotation, biological process: jasmonic acid metabolic process; auxin metabolic process. Gene Ontology annotation, molecular function: hydrolase activity.